This is a messenger RNA of Hemicordylus capensis (graceful crag lizard), 4757 nucleotides long. RefSeq names its product arylsulfatase B (gene ARSB). The transcript is spliced from 8 exons. Lineage: Eukaryota; Metazoa; Chordata; Lepidosauria; Squamata; Cordylidae. The record is from RefSeq and is a predicted model, not a curated record. The coding region runs from base 1 to 1557 and encodes 518 amino acids.
AUGCUCAAGCGCCCGCUGCCCCGGCAGUUGCUGCACCUGCUCUGUUGGCUAUGCCCAUACCUGGGCGAUGUGUCUCCAGGGUCCCCGCCGCACUUGGUGUUUGUGCUGGCAGAUGACCUGGGCUGGAACGACGUGGGCUGGCACGGCUCGGAGAUCCGCACCCCGGUCCUCGACGCGCUGGGGGCGGGCGGCGUGCGCCUGGAGCGCUACUACACGCAGCCCCUGUGCACCCCGUCCCGCAGCCAACUCCUCACCGGCAGGUACCAGAUCCAUACAGGUUUGCAGCAUGAGAUAAUUUGGCCAUGUCAACCUAGCUGUGUUCCACUGAAUGAAAAACUUCUGCCUGAGCUACUCAAGGAAGCAGGAUAUGUUACCCACAUGGUGGGUAAGUGGCAUCUUGGCAUGUACAGAAAAGAAUGCCUUCCAACCCGCAGAGGGUUUGAUACUUACUUUGGUUAUCUUCUUGGAAGUGAAGAUUACUACACUCAUGAGCACUGUGUGAAAAUUGUGUCAAAGAAUGUAUCACGAUGUGCACUUGAUUUUCGAGAUGGAGAAGAAGUUGCAGUUGGAUUUAAAAACAUGUACUCUACUAAUAUAUUUACAGAACGAGCUCUAGAUCUUAUAGCUAAUCAUAAAACUGAGAAGCCUCUCUUUCUCUACCUUGCUCUGCAAUCCGUCCAUGACCCUCUUCAAGUACCUGAGAAGUACACUGAACCAUACUCAUUUAUCCAAGACAAAAAGAGACGCACAUAUGCAGGGAUGGUAUCGGCUAUGGAUGAGGCUGUAGGAAAUGUCACUAUGGCCUUGAAGAAGUAUGGACUUUGGGAUAACACCAUUCUCAUCUUCUCUACAGAUAAUGGAGGCCAAACUAUGGAAGGUGGAAAUAACUGGCCAUUGAGAGGAAGAAAAUGGACCCUGUGGGAAGGAGGAGUGAGAGGGGUUGGCUUUGUUGCCAGUCCUUUACUAAAGCAGAAGGGAGUGGAAAGCCAUGACCUUAUCCACAUUUCUGACUGGCUGCCAACUCUGGUGACUCUUGCUGGAGGACAUACAAAUGGCACAAAGCCGUUAGAUGGCUUUGAUAUAUGGGAAACAAUCAGUGAAGGAAAAUCUUCACCCAGAAAGGAGCUGCUUCACAACAUAGACCCCAUCUUUGUGGAUCCAUCUCCAUGUGCAGGUACCAACAGGACCUCACCACUGAGUAAUUCUCUUUCAUGGGAAGAUUCUAUUUUCAAUACCUCCAUACAUGCUGCAAUUCGACAUGGAAAGUGGAAACUACUAACAGGCAAUCCAGGCUGUAGUCACUGGUUUCCACCACCGUCUUCAUUCAGUGAGUCAAAGACUCUGUCUUCUGACCCAUCAACCAAAAAAAUUUGGCUCUAUGAUGUUGUUAAUGAUGCUGAGGAAAGAAGAGAUUUGUCGGAACAAUAUCCUAACAUUGUGGAAAAGCUGCUUUCCCGUCUGCAGGACUACUAUAAGAACUCCGUGCCUGUGUUUUACCCAGAUGAUGACCCCCAUUGUGACCCAGCAGCUACUGGAGCCUGGGGGCCUUGGAUGUAGAAAACUGCACUGCAGCUUAAGGAAUAUGUUUGCACUACAGUUGUAGAGCUGAUUUUCAUGCCGCAUUUGUCUACCAAAAAACCCCCCAAAACCUGUCUUUGUAAAGAAACAUUUCUUCAGGUAUUUCUCUUCCUGGGAUAUGGAAGCACACCAACUAGGCACCCCCCCCAAGGAACAUAUUCCACUGGCCAUGCCCUCCCAGGCAUUUCCACAUUCAGCAUUUGUUUACAGAUAACAACACCAAACGUGAUAUGGUACCCUGGGGGUUCAGAGUUCCAUGUAACAUAGAGGAACCCUCUUCAUGUUCAGGACUACGUUCUGCAGACAAGCACUAAGUACAUGGAAGCCCAGAGAAUGGCCAGCAAGCCUGUCAGCAUGGGGUGAUUGUGGCUAGCCAGCCCGCUCCUAUUUGCCCCUUCAUGCGUUAAAGCAUAAUGCCUGAAGAGGGCUUGUGUGUAAAUCUGAAUGUACCAUGGGAAUCAGCCCAUAGUCUCAGGGAUAUGGACAAAUCAUUCUGACCUCGUCGAUUUUACCUCUACAGCUUCAAUUUAAGUCCUUUUGGAUUCAGCUCUUGUUACUCAAAAGCAGGUUGGAAGAUCCUGUUUCACUUUUGAUUGUGCUUGAACUUCUAUUAGAAUCGUAAAUCUGCUUUUGUCUAUGACAUGUCUCCAAAGCAGAGGGUAAAACGGUGCUGCCUUCCCAAAAUUCCUGGCCAGCUGGGAAACAUUAUUUCAGUUGGAAAGGUCUGAGUCAUGGGGGCAGGGCCUUCUAAAUUCUUCCACAUUUGAAGUCAGAGGUUUGAUUUCAUACUUGCCAGCAGCCAGCUUUUAUUGGAGGCUGACAGAGUUGUAGAGAAAAGGGGAAAGAAGCCAAUUGUUGAGUUAUCUUGGCAUUCCUUCUUACUUUACCUUGUCAGUCUCUCUGGUAAAGGGAGUAUUCCAAAAUCUCUGUGAGCACAGCCUUCUACCUGCUACCCACUAAAGUCCUAGCAACAGGCAAGACUGCAUCCCAAAUGUCUUAAUUUUGCGACAUUAAAUCCUAGACUUUGCAACCUGAAUGUGUAAUUAAAAUCAUGCUAUUUCCCCCCCUUUUGUGCAAUAUUUGUUGGAGAACUUGACUGUAAUGUUGCUUGUGGUGGAAGAAGAUGGAUGUAGGCUUCAGCCUGGUCUACCCAUGCAGCAGAAUCAGGUAGUAAAGUUUUGAGGUGUUAGUAUGGACUUAAUCACUUUGGACCACAAGUGGGGGAUGCCAUUUUUAAGUGCUUCUAUAUUAAAACAAUCUCCCUGCUAGCACCCAGGGAACAGCCUGGGCUAGGACUUUUCUUCCUGGUGUACUAAUUUUCAGCUUGCAGAUUACAACUGAACUGGGAUUCAGAGGAGUAUCACCUAUGAAUGUGGAGCUUCCACUUACCUGUUAUGCCAUUUGCUAGCAACUAAAACUUUUGCUAUAGUUAAGAUGGUCUAAAGAGAAUGAAAUGCCCCAUUUUAAAAGCAGUGUUGAAAUCCUUUUGAAUUGUGAGAAAUCAUAGGAGUCAUGUUGGACAAGACUUUUUUUAUUAUUUUAAAGAGGGAAGGGGUGUGUUUAGAGAGGGAAAGAGCAGUUCCCAAGGGAGCCCACUGAUACUCUGUUGCCGAAGGGCCUACAAAGACCUAGAGUUGGCUUAUUUUGCUAUCUUAUCCUGCUGCAUAUGUGCAGACAAGGCCUAAGUGGAUACCCUGAGAGUGGAGACUUAUUUAUUAUUUUUAUUUCCACCUUUCCUCUAUGGAGUGCUAACUCUGGAUGCUGGAAUUUUAUGGAGUGCUAACUCUGGAUGCUGGAAUUUUAGCAUCCAAAUUUAACACUCCAUCUGCUGCACCACACUGGGUACUCAGAAUAAAUACCAGGCAUUGUGGGGAAGCAGAGGAAGUGAUUGAACAAGAUGUCUUCCAGCUCUUACUAUCAACCACCAGAUUUUCAGAGGCGGGCAGGAAAAGGUUGGCUGGGUAUCUGUGUAUGCCUAAUAUCCCUUGCUGGUUACUGUGGUUCAGUUCUAGCACUCAACAUUUUGCAGUCAUAUAUAUAUUAUAAGACUCCCAUGAUUGUUACCAAAUUCUGAAGAAAUCUUUUGCACAGAACUGCAGAAUCCACAGGGUAGUUUAAUUAUACACACACCCCUUAUCUACAAGCAGCAAAUCUGUGAUUAUCAUCCUGCUGUGAAUAUCAAAGCAAUAAGUGCUUUGAUAUUGGCUUCUAACGUUAAGGUUGUCCACAUGACCAUAACCGGCAAGAAGGGUGGACGGGGGGAAGGCAGGGAUGAAGCUACCUCCCCCCACCCCCUAGACGAUUGGAGAUCUCUUCUUCAGUGCACUGUCACAUGCCCACACAAUCCGCACUGCUCCGAGUAGUGCGGAUCACUGAAGGCUGGGAAAACGAGUCCCAGCCUCCAGGAAUCCCAAAAUGCACUGCACAUGCAGCGUGGUACAUUGGGGAAUUCCCCCAUGAGUCAAGUGCUCUAGGUGCCCGACUGUGUAUGCAGCUCAGGCAUGCAGCCUUAGCAUUCACAUGACCCUGGAUACUCUGUUGCCGAAGGGCCUACAAAGACCUAGAACUGGCGUAUUUUGCUAUCUUAUCCUGCUGCAUGUGUGCAGACAAGGCCUAAGUGGAUACCCUGAAAGUGGAGACAUAUUAUUUUUAUUUCCACCUUUCCUCUAUGGAGUGCUAGAUAAAGGGUGCUGGAUAAAGGGUGCACUCCUUCCCUUUCACCCAGGUGAAAGCCCAGUAAAAAAAAAAACUUGGGCUACCAGGGAAGGCAGCGCCAAGAUCUGCUUCGAUCCCGGUGCGUCACACGAGCUGCCCAAGCCUGGGUAAGGCUGCUUAUGUGAACAGCCUCUUGUUCUGGCCGUUUAAUCCCCCCCUCCCGUUUCUUGCACUUCACAGAAGUUCAAUGUAGUACAGUGACCUGCCCCCUGAGAAUAAUUAUCCAAGAUUAAAACUUCUCUUUACCAAGCACACUAUGGGGGCAGAAUGUGAAAAUGGCAUUGUUCUACUUCUUCCAUUAGCUAAUGGGUCAGCCAGCCAGAGCCAAAGCUGAGUUUCUUUGUAAUGUUUGAAAGCCUUUUCUGAUUCAAGAGAGGCUUGCCAACAAUGUUUUGUACUGAUGCAAUAGUAGUGAUCUUGAAAGACUAUUUAAACUUUGAAAUUAAAAAUCAAGCUCUAACUUU